UCCCUAACCUAGCUAGCAAGAACAAAAGCCAUAAUCUAGCCCCCAUCCCACUCUCUCUCUCUCUCUCUCUCUCUCCAUCUGCAAAUCUCGUCUUUUUUUAAUUAGGUCGAAGUCCAAACAAAUUUUGUAUUUAAAACGACGUACAUAGUAAUAAUUAGCCUGCAAGACAAGUCUUAAUUUGUGUUUAAUAUGAAGAGAAAAUGUAGUACGGUGGCAAUUUUCGGCAAAUUCCCACCCUCUACCUCUUCAGGAACUUCAUCAACACCGCCGAUUGUUUUCCGCCGCCCUUGCUUCUUCGACUCAUUAAUGGAGGAGACCAUCGAGAACGCCCACAUUUUGUUCGCUCAGUGGGACGUGUUGGAGACCCCGAUGUUUUGCGAUGAUGCCUCCGAGGCCCGACAGUACCUCCAGUCAGUGAAGGACCUCCAGGCUGUUAUGCAGCGCUUGAUCAAGCGGGACACCAACUCGGAGUUGCUACUCCGGCCCCACAAUCUGAUGCUUACCGCCAUUACGAGGCUGGAGAAGGAGUUCCACAGGAUACUCUCGUCAAAUUUUGGCCACAGUUCCAACCUCGAGCCGUCAGUUUCAGGCGAGUUCUCAGCUAGAUAUGAUGAUCAGGAGUCGGUCACCUCGGUGUCUGGGCGAUCUGACUUGGCGAGUUCUGUGGCAGAUUUGAAGGCUAUUGCAGAGUGCGUGAUAGCAGCAGGAUACGGAAAAGAGUGCAUCCGACUGUAUAAAUCAGUCGGGGAAUCAAUCAUAGAAGAAGAAUUGAAUCGUGUGGGUUUAUCAGAGAUGAAGUCUUCGAAGAAGAAAAAGAAGAUGGACCGGGAGGUCUUGGAAAAGAACUUAAAGAGCUGGCUGACCGUAGUGCAAGUGGCGGUGAGAUCCAUCUUCUGCAGGGAGAGAAUUCUCAGCAGCCGAGUCUUCUCCUGCUCCCCGAAGAUAGGAAAGUCCUGCUUCUCCGAAAUUACGAGGAGCAGCGUGAUCCGAGUGUUCCAAUUCGAGGAGAAUGUGGGAAGGCACCUCAAGAGAGCACCUCCAGAGAAAAUAUAUAGCACGCUUGACACAUACGAAGCGAUCACCGAUCUCUGGACCGAGCUUGAGUUGGCCUUCUCUUCUGAUUCGACCUCAGUUGUGCAACCGCACUAUGACAGCGCCUUGGUCCAGCUCAGGAAGGCUUCCAAGACCAAGGCCCCAGGCGGCGGUGUCUACCCUCUGACUAAGUUUGUCAUGAACUACCUCUCCUUCCUCUCCGAUUACAUCGAGGUGCUCCAAGAUAUAGUAGUCGACUGGCCUCUGAAUGUGAAAGCGCCCCUGCCUGAUUGGUCCCUCCCUGCCAGCACGGGGACCAGCGGUCUGGUCUACUCAGCAGCCUCGACUCGACUCGCUUGGCUCAUCCUGAUCCUGCUGUCCAAGCUCGACACAAAGGCGGAGCUCUUCAAAGGUGACGUAGCUCUAUCUUACCUUUUCCUGGCUAACAACCUGCAAUGCGUCGUUGUCAAGGUCAGGGAUUCGAAUCUUAGGUAUCUCUUGGGCGAGGAGUGGAUAACGAACCACGAGUUGAAAGUGAAGCACUAUGCAGCCAACUACGAACGGAUCAUUGGCCCGCCUUACUCGGCCCAUGGCUGCGAUUUCAAUGGACGAAGCGGGCAAUCUGUUCCGGAGCUCCAGUGCAGAUUUUGAAGGGACGUACAGGAAGCAGGUCACAUGGGUCGUGCCCGACCCAAAGCUCAGAGACCAUAUUAGGGCCUCACUGGGGGAAAGACUCGGGUCGGUUUAUCGAGAACUGCUUCCAAGGUGGGCGGAGUUCGGUGAGGCGGUCGUUAGAUUUGCCCCUGACAAUAUGGACAAUUACUUGUCGAAGCUGUUCUGUAGUUCAAUCAAUUGCCGUUAAGCCAGGUUUCUUUUUUAUAUGGACAUAAAUGGUUUUGUCGGGUGGUCAAUCAUGGGACACGUGUAAGAUUUAUAGUACAUCAUUCCUUUGUAAUAGGAAUAGG
This is a messenger RNA of Punica granatum (pomegranate), 1997 nucleotides long. The record is from RefSeq and is a predicted model, not a curated record. Lineage: Eukaryota; Viridiplantae; Streptophyta; Magnoliopsida; Myrtales; Lythraceae.